AAAACAUCAAGUUUCUUUUUUCUCUUUUCACUUAGUUCCUUUCUCUUUAAUCCAAAGCUUCUCUUCUCUUCUCCUUCUAUAAAUCUCCUCAAACAGUACUACUUUCCUCUUUGCCAUUUUUUCUAAUAAUUUCCCCUGUCAAAUCCACAGCGAACAAAACUUUCCUUUCUUCUUCCCAUACAAAGCCAGAAAAUCAAACUUCUAACCAAAUAUGGGGACGCUUUUGUCUCUCACUUUGACCAUAAUUCUUUCGUGGACGUCAGUAGAAAUCCAAGCUCAAGGGAUCAAAUCCUCCCGACUUCUCGAUCUUCUCAUCAGAGACUACACAUUCAAGUCCUUUGACAAACGCUUGAAGACCGGAUUGAUGCAAACCGUGAAUUUGCCGGCUAAUUUCUCCGGCAUUAAAGUUGAUACAGUGAGAUUUAGAUGCGGCAGUCUUCGCAGAUAUGGUGCUCAGGUUAAGGAAUUCCAUCUGGGUAUUGGAGUAAACGUGCAGCCAUGUGCAGAGCGAGUUAUGGUGAUUAGACAAAACUUGGGUUCUAACUGGUCGUCUAUAUACUACGCUAAUUACGAUCUAUCUGGUUAUCAACUGGUUUCUCCUGUAUUAGGUCUUCUCGCUUAUAAUGCUGCUGCUGAUUUGAAUUUCAGUAACCCUUAUGAAAUCGGUAUUCUUGCUGGAAAUAACCCUAUCACUAUAGAUUUCAGGAACCAUACCCAGAUACCGAUUUCUCCUGGUGUAAACCCUUUGUGUGUGAGUUUUGAAAAUGAUGGGAAAGUGACGAUGAAAAACCAGGUUUCUCCAUAUGUUUGUGUUGCGACGAGACAUGGCCAUUUCGGCUUGGUUAUUGAGUCACCGCCGAUGUUGCCGGAACGGCGGAGGAUUAGCCGGUGGAAAGUGGCAGUGGGGAGCUCCAUUGGAUCUGCAUUGGGUGCCUUUCUUCUGGGUUUGCUUUUGGUUGCCAUGUUUGUAAAGGUGAAGAAGAAGGCAAGAAUGGUGGAGUUGGAAAGAAGAGCUUAUGAAGAGGAAGCUUUGCAGGUUUCAAUGGUCGGCCAUGUCAGAGUUCCUACUGCAUCUGGUACAAGAACAACACCCAACAUUGAACAUCAAGAGUACUCACGUUAUCCUUCUUGA
Carica papaya (papaya) is the source of this 1132-nucleotide messenger RNA. RefSeq lists its product as uncharacterized. Lineage: Eukaryota; Viridiplantae; Streptophyta; Magnoliopsida; Brassicales; Caricaceae. Gene Ontology annotation, cellular component: membrane. The record is from RefSeq and is a predicted model, not a curated record.